Messenger RNA from Funneliformis caledonium, 1556 nucleotides. The record is from the annotation of a GenBank genome assembly. Lineage: Eukaryota; Fungi; Glomeromycota; Glomeromycetes; Glomerales; Glomeraceae.
AUUCGAAAAUUCGCAAACCUACUUGCAAUUGUGAAGCAUGUUUACGUAAAGAAAAUUAUCUGAAAAACCGAAAAACGAGUCUAUCCGAUCGUAUCAACAAAAAGGCUAUAUUUGCUGCAGUCGGAUGGGUAUGCUUUGCUUAUUUAAUUUACCAGAUUACAACCGUCAAAUUUGAAAUUGAUGUAUGGGAUCCAUAUGAAGUAUUGGGCAUUUCUGAGGGUACGCCACUUCCACAAAUUAAAAAACAUUUCAAAGAGCUCAGUAGGAAAUGGCAUCCUGACAAGGCCCCAGCAGAUAAGAAAACUGAAUAUGAAAGUAAAUUCAUUGACUUUACUAAAGCCUAUAAAGUAUUGACGGAUGAAGAUAUACGUAAAAAUUAUGAGGAAUGGGGUCAUCCCGAUGGUAAACAAGCUUAUUCUUUGGGUAUUGCCCUACCGACAUGGUUGAUCGAAGCCAAAAAUAGUCCAUUUGUACUCGGUAUUUAUGCUCUGGCGUUUGGAAUAGGCCUUCCCUUCUUUGUAGGUCGAUGGUGGUAUAGUUCUAAUUCUUAUACCAAGGAUAAGAUUAGAACUCAUACAAUGGACUUGUAUUUCAAAGAAUUGAGAAAUAAUUCCACGAUAAGGCAGAUAUUAGAUUUGCUUUCUGCUUCAGUGGAAUAUAAGGAAUUGAUAGAACAUAGAGUAUCAGAUGAGACAUUGUUACCACAAGUAAUAUCAUCAGUGAAAGAAGAAUUAGACAAAAGAUUUAGUGAAAAAUAUCAGAUGAGCAAAAGAUACACUGCACCAUAUUGUCAAAAAGCAAAUGCAUUACUUCAUGCUCAUUUAUUGAGAGUCAAUUUUGCUGAUGAAGAUUUGUUGAAAGAGCGUUCUAUACAUCUUAUCAACGGUAUACUUGAUAUUGCAUUAGCACAUCGUUGGCUUCAAACAAGCUUACGUUGCAUGGAGCUUUCACAACUUUUAGUUCAAGCAAUGUGGUUCCAAGAGAAUAUGCUUGUUCAAUUACCUUACAUUAAUCAGGAUAAGAAAGAAAGAUCAUUAUCUCCCUCUGAAUACGACUCCUUUAUGCAAGUCGCUAAAUUAUAUCCACUUGUACAAAUAGAUCGUGCAUAUUUCAAAGUUGUUGGAGAUAAGAUUAUAACACCUGGAUCCAUCGUCACAUUAGUUAUUAAGCUUAGAGUAGUGAAUUCAAAAUCAAAAGUCGAGGAAGUUAAAAUGAAUGGAGUUAACAAAAAACCAUAUUGGUGGAUAUUUAUGGCAGAUGAUAAAAAAGAUAAAAUUAUUAUUGAACCAGUGAAGGUCACAGAUAUUGUUACAACUAAGACAAUUAAACGUCAAUUACAAGCACCACAAGAACCAGGUUUAUAUUCUUUUGUUGCAUAUAUUAAGAGUGAUUCAUAUGUUGGUGCUGAUAUAAGAAAAGAUUUAAGGCUUGACGUUAAAAAAUUAUCAGAACUUCCUCCAGAAGAGGAGAUUGAUGAUGAUAUUUCAGAACCAGAGGAAGAUUCUAUUGCAGGACAAAUGAAAUUAAUGAGGGAACAAGGAUUUGCAGCUGCAUAA